AGGAGGGCGCUCUAUGUUUGAUAUAGUAUAACUGUAAUUUCAUUCUUAUACGUUAAUCUCUUACUUUAAUUUUAUUUUCGUUUUCUAAAUUUUCUUUAUUAAAAUUUAUAAUAAUGGGUGGACGUGGAGCUUUAUUGGUUUUAGAAGGCUGUGAUAAAGUAGGAAAAUCGACUCAAGCAAAAUUAUUAGUAGAGGCAUUAAAUAAUUUUAACAUUCCUGCUGUAGGUAAAUCCUUUCCAGAUAGGACAAGUGAGAUAGGCAAGUUGUUAAAUAAAUUUUUAAAAAAAGAAGUUGAAUUACCGUUAGAAGCAGCACAUCUAUUAUUUUCAGCUAAUAGAUGGGAAUUUAAACAAUAUAUUAUAAAAACUCUUAUGGAAGGAACUACAUUGGUUGUCGAUAGAUAUGCAUAUUCUGGUGCAGCAUAUACAGCAGCUGCUACUGAUAAAAGUUUGGCCUGGUGUCAGGAAGCAGAUCGUGGACUUCCUUCUCCAGACUUAGUAGCUUUUUUCAGAAUUAAUGAUCGAGUAAAAAAAUUGGAUACAUGGGAUGGAGAAAGAUAUGACAAUGUACUAUUUCAAGAAAAAGUAUCUUUUAACUUCGACAGACUCAAUGAUGGCACUUGGAAAAUUAUAGAUAGUAAACAAGAUAUAUAUACAAUACAUAAAGAAUUAUUAAACAUUUCAGUAGAUACUGUUCGAAAUGUUACAAAUCGUACUAUAGGUCAAUUAUGAAUUUUAAUUUAUUCAUCAAAGGAAUUCAUUAUAAUAUAUAAAUAUCUUUAAAUCUUUUAAGAAUAUAUGUACAAAUCAGACACGUAAUGAUUUAAUAUGUUCUAUUAUAAAAUAUACUAUUUUUUUACAAGUUGAAUGAUCAUUGAACGAUAAUUAUAUGAUGCUUU
Messenger RNA from Polistes dominula (European paper wasp), 898 nucleotides. RefSeq names its product thymidylate kinase. Gene Ontology annotation, molecular function: ATP binding; nucleoside diphosphate kinase activity; dTMP kinase activity. Gene Ontology annotation, cellular component: cytosol; nucleus; cytoplasm. Lineage: Eukaryota; Metazoa; Arthropoda; Insecta; Hymenoptera; Vespidae. Gene Ontology annotation, biological process: dTTP biosynthetic process; dUDP biosynthetic process; dTDP biosynthetic process. The record is from RefSeq and is a predicted model, not a curated record.